GUCCUUGUAGUUUGAACCUGAGCGUAUGAGCAUCCAAAUUGUCGCACGCAUUUUUGGUUAAGGCGCUCAUGGCAAUGCCAGCUCCAGAUUUCAGCCUUCGUCUCUUUUUGAUCCCAGAGCGAGUUCAAAUGGAGGAGCAGUUCAAGACACUGAUUGUUCUCUCCCAUUAUCUGGAGACAGGAAGAUUUCGUCAGUUCUGGGAUGAAGCCACUAAAAGUCGUCAUAUAGUUGAAGCUGUGCCAGGAUUCGAGCAAGCAAUCCAGACAUAUGCUAUCCAUGUCCUCUCCCUGACUUAUCAGAAGAUUCCAAGACCUGUACUUGCUGGGGCUAUUAACAUUGAUGGCCUAUCCUUGGACAAAUUCCUUGAACACCAGUCAGCCAACAGUGGUUGGAUUCUUGAGAAGGGCCACGGCAGAGGUCAACUGAUAGUCUUACCUCGGAAUGAAUUUAAUCAUCCCGAGCUGAAGAAAAUUGCUGCUGAUACUGUUCCAUUGGAGCACAUCACCCGUAUUUUCCCCAUUCUUGGUUAACCUCUCUUGAGUAGGAAGAAAAAUGGCUGUUUU
Messenger RNA from Hibiscus syriacus, 563 nucleotides. RefSeq names its product eukaryotic translation initiation factor 3 subunit K-like. The record is from RefSeq and is a predicted model, not a curated record. Gene Ontology annotation, molecular function: ribosome binding; translation initiation factor activity. Gene Ontology annotation, biological process: regulation of translational initiation. Lineage: Eukaryota; Viridiplantae; Streptophyta; Magnoliopsida; Malvales; Malvaceae. The transcript has 7 exons. Bases 69 to 530 code for a protein of 153 amino acids. Gene Ontology annotation, cellular component: eukaryotic translation initiation factor 3 complex; cytoplasm.